This is a messenger RNA of Parathielavia appendiculata, 1116 nucleotides long. RefSeq lists its product as uncharacterized. The record is from RefSeq and is a predicted model, not a curated record. Lineage: Eukaryota; Fungi; Ascomycota; Sordariomycetes; Sordariales; Chaetomiaceae. Bases 469 to 1038 code for a protein of 189 amino acids. The transcript has a single exon.
AAAGAAGCCGCGCUCGCAAUCGAAGCAUUCCCCAUACCCAGCAAACCUGACGUUCGCAUCCAACCCAGAGAUAAUUCUACAACCUGGGCAAUGGUCACCACCAUACACCGAAAGAAGCCAAGGUCAUAGACAACAUUUCGUUCUCGAGAAGCAGAAUAUUCCUCACUUCAAGUCGCGCGUUUUCAGGCAUUCUUGUGUUAGCCAGCGGCAAGGUUGGGAAAUCGUCCGCCAGCAGCGCAACCGACGUAAUUUGCAAGAUAACCCUGAUCACCCCGACCUUAAAGAAACACGCGGCCGGAAACGGAUCCCUACACCUAACGACCUAUAUUCGAUGGAGAAGCCAAUCUAGGAAUACAGCUUCGAGGCCCAAGUUUUUUCCUAGCAAUCGCUAGCCUACGAAGCAGGCGUUGCAACUGACGUUUGCUGGCGAACGAUUCAACGGGCACUUGGCACGCUGGGGUACCGUAAAUGUAUAGCGUGCCGAAAGGGAUAGGUCUCGAAGGCACUGCUAAAAAGCGUCUCAAGGCUGCAACUAUAGCCCUCCGGGAACGCCCAAUACCUCAGCAUUGGUACGAUAUCCGGUGGUCCGACGAGGUACAUUUUUCUCUUGGAUGUGAGGGCCGGGCUAUGACUUUUCGAAAACCUGGUGAGCGGCACUGCUCAGAUUACAUUCAAGAAGCUCGGGAGCCGAACCAAAGCAUCUUACACGACUUUACGCCUAGGCAGCGAUCGUGUGGGAUUUCAAGUCAGAACUCUACUUCUACGAGGUCCCAGGCAACACGAACGGGUGUAACGGCACGGCUGGUCGGAUCGGCAACGCCCGGCGACAGGCGUCAGUUGUUACAGCUUCAUAGUGCAGCCAGUGAUUCAAGCUGUCGGAUUGAAUCAUUUGUACCCUUUUCUAGGAAUAUGGCGCAACGGUAUGGCUGCACGUUGUGUGCCGUUACAACGGGAAGAUGUCGAUACAAGUAUAUCGGGAGGAAAUCCUUAAGAAGGUUGUUGGUUCCCGGCUUGCGCGUAGAGAUCAGUUUGUCCUAGAGGAAGACGGCGGUUCUAGACAUAGUACGGGUAAGAAAAACAUCGUCCGAGACUGGAAGCAACACCACGGUUUAAGAC